This is a messenger RNA of Gallus gallus (chicken), 2998 nucleotides long. RefSeq names its product TNF receptor superfamily member 18 (gene TNFRSF18). Gene Ontology annotation, biological process: positive regulation of cell adhesion; negative regulation of apoptotic process. Gene Ontology annotation, cellular component: plasma membrane; external side of plasma membrane. The coding region runs from base 80 to 856 and encodes 258 amino acids. The transcript has 6 exons. Lineage: Eukaryota; Metazoa; Chordata; Aves; Galliformes; Phasianidae. The record is from RefSeq and is marked provisional. Gene Ontology annotation, molecular function: tumor necrosis factor receptor activity; protein binding.
AGGUGGAGAAGAAUUUUUUGCAAGGGAAGUCCUGAUAGAAGCCCACCCUCGCUUGCUUUGGGGCUGUAGGGCUUGAGACAUGACCGUACGGAGAAGAGAAGUCUGUCUCCUCAAUACUCGAGUUUGCUUGCUGCUGGCAAUGUACCUGUGGCACUGGGUACCACAGACUCUGGCAACAUCAUGCCCUAGUGGUGAGCUGAGAACAGUUGCUAAGGAUGUAAAGAAAUGCUGCCCCAAAUGCCUCUCCAGCUCAGGGGACAACAGCCCAUGUAAAGAAACAGAGGAUAUAGACUGCAAGUGUCCUCAAGGAUUCAGUUGUGCUGAUAGGUCCUGUACCUCCUGCAAGAAAACUGAAUGUCCAGAGGGCAAGGAGCUGGUUAAGCUGGGCAUUAUUCAAUAUACAUAUUCAUGUAAACCGUGUGAGAAUGGAACCUAUUCUAAUGGUAAGAACAGCUGGUGCCAAAGCUGGACUGAUUGUGAAAGUUCUGGCCUUCUAACCAUCAAGCAAGGCAACAGCACACACAAUUCAUUGUGUGGCUACCUGGUUAAAUAUUUGGACCAAGACAACAUUACACAUGAUUCUCUGUACACCACUAUCCUGGCCAUCCUUACAGCAGUGGGUCUAUUUGUUCUCAUCUUGCUGACCUUCUUCUUGCACCUCUGCAUAUGGUCGCUGAAGAAAGAAAAACACCCCGCAGUUGACAGUGUGGAACAUACCUUCCCUAGGCUGCCGUUGGCUCCACAACCAUCCCACCACAGAGAGGAGACUUACAGCUGCCAGUUUCCAGAAGAAGAACAUGGAGACAAAAUACUGGAAGAGAAACCUUACUACUUCCAACCUCCGAGUCUGCACUGAGAACAGAUAAACUGCAACGUGAGAAUGAACUCAGCUGUAAAACAAACAGAAGGAAGGGACUGGGUGCAUAAGCAUCAUUAUAUACAUAGAAAUAAGGAGUGGGUUUGGGGGAAGUUUCCCUAGAGUCCUAGAAUGGCUUGGUUGGAAGGGACCUGAGAGAUCAUCUAGUCCAUCUCUCCUGCAAUGGGCAGGGUUGCCAACCACUAAAUCAGGCAGUCGGUCAGGCUGCCCAGGACCCCAUCCAACCUAGCCUGGAACACCUCUUAGAGAUGGGGCCUUCCGUGCUGCAAGCACACACUGCUGAUUCACGUCCAGCUUUUCAUCCACUAGAGCCCUCAAGUCCUUCUCCACAGAGGGCUGUUCUCAUCAAGUUCUUCUCUCGGUCUGUGCACGUAUCUGGGAUUGCCCCUACCCAAGUGCAACACUGCACUUGGCCUUGUUGAACUUCAUUAAGUUCUCGUGGGCUCAGUUGUCAAACCUGUCCAGGUCCCUCUGGAUGGCAUUCUUUCCUUCUGCUGUAUCAACUGCACCACUCAGCUUGGUGUUGUCUGCAAACUUGCUGAGGGUGAGCUCAAUCCCACUGUCUAUGUCACUGAUAAAGAUGUUGAAGAGCGCUGGUCCCAGAAUAGACCCCUGGGGGACACCACUCACUGCCAGCCUCCACUUGGACAUAAAGCCACUGACCACAGCCCUCUGGCUGCGACCAUCCAACCAAUUCCUUAUCCCUUGUAUAGUCUACCCUUCAGAUCUGUCUCUCUCCAAUUUAGAGAUAAGGAUGCGGUGUGGGACCGUGUUUUGCUUUGAUUCUUAACAAGCCUAGCAUUUAGAAACAAAUAACCUGCUAAGUCAGGCUGACAUUCUGUUCAGCUGCAUUGCUUUGUACAGGCCAUUAAUUUUAAUCCAUAGACCGCUCUCCAGUUGCAACAGAAGUAACAUCUAUCCCUGUUCUCCCCUAUAGCUCAGCAACCCUUGGUACCUGGAAUAAUGAAUUAAAUAAAAGAGGUUUCUGAAAGACUCCAGUGAGAAUCAUGUUGUUUAGAGGAAGACAAGACUUAAUACACUCUGGAGAAAGCUGCUUGGAGCAGGCUUGUGACUAAACCAAUUCUGGACAAAAAGGAGUUUGAGCCAGCCUUCAUGUAAAAGUUCCUAUAUAUCUCAUAUUGCACCCCUUGCAAGGUAUUGUCUUGAUGUGGGUUGCACGAUCUCUUGAAGAGAGGGUCCUGAAAAGUGGAAUAUUUCCUAUCUAACCUAGUCAUGUAGCUCUGUGCUCCAAGGCUGUUUAUUUCCAGUUGGCCUUUCUUGAAGCCUUCUUCAAAGGAGGAGCUUCUUGGCAAGCUUGAAUAGACCUAAAGGAUUAAUUUCAUGAUUUAUGGACGUUUUUUGUUGCUGAACAUUUGCUCAGCGAUUAUAUCAAGAGGAGUUAUCUUGUUGCUGUUGCUUUUUGUUGUUGUUGUGCGCUAUGAAAUCUUACAACUGGGUGAAACAGUUGUAUGGGGAAAUGAAAUGCAAAGGGUUAUCCUUAUCCACUGUAAUAUAUUCCUUCCCAGCUCCAGUUUUAAUCUCCUGGCUUCCCUGUUACUGCAUGUAGGACUGCUGAUGUCCUUAUACCUUAGCUUUCCUAUUAUAUAAAAUGGAAAGGGUGAUAGUUCUCAACCUCAAAAGCAUAUUGUGAAACCUUAUUAGUACUUUCAAUGUAUUUUUACCUUCUUUGAUCCUUCUGCUGUUAAUUUGUGCAUUGCUGAUAAUUUUUCCCAUAGGUAUUGCCGUGUAAAAUUCAUUUCAAAAGCAUUUUCUUCCAUUGCAUUGAGAAUUAUGCAGAUAUUUAACCGAGGUGAACUGGAGAUUCAUCCAAGGAAAGGUGCCAAGCAUUGGACUGGAUGAAACAGGACUUAGUUUGACGUGUGAGUUUUACACUUAGUUUGAAGUGUAAGAUUGGCUCUGCCUUAUAAGCAGAUGCACAAUGGGAUUUAAUAUACUCAGAAGUCUGAACUCCUGCUGGUCAAGGCUCUUCUUACUGCCCCUGUGCUGGCCGUGUUUACUCCCUGCUCUGUAUGGACCCUUCAUUUUUUAAUAUAGUGUGUUUUUUCAAUUAGAUCUUGGGUUGUGACCCUUUGUAAAGGUAAAAUAAACUCGACAGUUGAA